ACUGCCGCCCUCGAAAAUGACUUGGAAGCUUUUCGAGAAAAUUGGCGACAUGACAUACUGGAACAUCGCGAGCAUGGCCACGACAGUAAGAAUAGCAAAGGCAAAGCAAAAAGGGAGGCACAUCCGGAUGCAGGGCAUCUCGAAGAGUCUUGUCAUGCGAGUGUCACUGGAGACUUAGAGCCUGAGAGACAUGAAGAAGUAAAUUGGAUGAGCGCGUCAGAUCGUCUGAGAGCACCUAGGCCCCGUACAUCAUCGGGCCAAGCAGAACUUGCACUUCAGCUGUACGUAGAUGCUAUAGAGAACGAACGGAUAGGGAAGCUAAAUGACGCAUUCCUGCUCUAUCGGCGUGCAUUCGAUUUGAAUUCAGAUGUUGAUAGGCUGUAUUGGGCCGCCGCGAAAGGUAAGGGUACGCUAGAGCUACCUGACCCGAACACAUCAGAGGCACAUGAAAGCGCACAGCGUCAAGGCGUGGAUCUGGGAGCAGUCGCUGCGCUUGGUUGGGAUGGCCAUGACGAACAACAUGAAAAUAGUACACAAGCGCGGGCGCGCAAAGAGUCACAGGCUCAUUCACUGACCCAAACCCGCGGCCAUGUAAACAGCCACGAUUCUGUCGAUGAAGGCGAAUCCACUGUCACUAGUAUCACAUUGGCUACCGAAGAUCUCGCACUGAGCGACAAACAGCGCCGGGAGGUGGACGGCGGCGUAGUUACUCAGGGCCAGCCAUCAUCUUCGCAGACAAUACAAGCGGACCAAAAGGAUACUACUGUAAAAGCCGCCCGGCUUGCUAACGGCGAAACCACAGGGGAGAUAGUAGAAGCUUCGGCUGAUGAGAGUACGAGUACGAGUAUGCCCUUAUUCAGUCGUAUCCAAGCACGCCAUCCGGAAAUACGGCCUUCGUGGGCAUCACUUCCUGACGAUCACUUCGAGCCUUCAGACGAUGGACUUGAUUCGCCCACUCAGAAUACGACCAAUGAUCUUGAACGUACGCUUGAGCACGAGCGCAGAAGUGAUGUGCCCAUAAAAGGUGACACAGAAAUCAACGCACACGUGCAGGAUGAUGAUAAAAAGCAAGGGAAGGGCUCUGGAGAUAGCGUGGCCAGUGUCAGUGGUAUUAAUGGCGCUAAGGAGGAAACUACGCUAGUAGUGCGUGAGACGAGGACAAGAAUCACUUACACAACGCAUGAUAUGGAUCAGAUACAUUUCUCGGCGCUACCAUCAGAGAUCAUUGCUAAGAUUGUGGGUCACAUAGCCAUACCAGAUCUGGAUAUGGCAAGUAUCGAACAACUAGGAAGCACGUGCCGUUACAUGUAUCUCAAAGCUCGAGACCCUGCUCUUUGGAUGAAAGUGUGCGAGAGGGUGUGGAACGAAUUUCCCCGCCCACCUGAAACGAAAGGUAUUGAAGCAGCUGAAUUCUGGCGACAGAUGUACAUCAACCGACCUCGCCCUAGGCUGGAUGGAGUAUAUGUCAGUAAAGAGUCCUAUAUACGGGCGGGUGAGCGUGAUAUGUCCAAUUUCUACGCACCAGUUCACAUCAUUGAGCACUAUCGGUAUAUCCGGUUUUCGUCGGACGGCAAGGUGCUGACGGCCACUACGCCUACGGAUCCCAUGCACUUCAUCCAUAAACUGGGUGGUGGUAGGCAAUGGGCAAACAAUGAUGAGAACGGCGUGGUUGUGGGUACCUACGUGCUUAACAAUGACGGAACCAUCAGGUGCCAGGUUGUCAGAGAAACUGAGGAUAGCAAGAAAGCUGUGGGCAGAAGUAAACGCUCCCGGCGCAAGAGAGACCAGCUCCCGGAUGUCAAUACCGAGUACGGGCGACAGCAUCUGGAUAUGCUGUUCAGCUUGGCUAACGCUAAUAUGCGGCUAAAUAGCAGAUUGAAGUGGGUUGACUAUACUAUCUGGAUGGAGACAGCGGGCAACCCCAUUGCCAGUUCGUUCGACAUCAGUCAGCUAAAAAACUUUCAUUUUGUGCGAGUGAAAAAGUUUGGUUCGCGAACGAAGUAGUAUUGAAGGUGGCAAAGAUUUCUAAGUGUGGAAGACUUUGGCAUUGCCAAUUGCCGAUUGAGAUGUAGUUCAGGGGUACUGCUCUUUUGCUGUAAACGCGUAUGCGUUAGCUUGCGGAUUAUAGCUAUUCAAGAUUUGAAGAGAUGCCG
Molecule: messenger RNA, 2153 nt
Organism: Sphaeroforma arctica JP610
Lineage: Eukaryota; Ichthyosporea; Ichthyophonida
Exons: 12
Biological process (GO): SCF-dependent proteasomal ubiquitin-dependent protein catabolic process
Cellular component (GO): SCF ubiquitin ligase complex
Molecular function (GO): protein binding
Source: RefSeq, a predicted model, not a curated record